AGACAGCGACCGAGAGAUAGAGCGACAGAGACGCACAGAGAGAGAGAGAGAAAGAGAGCGAGAGAGAGAGAGAGAGAGAGAGAGAGAGAGGCUCGCACACAGCUCAACAUCAUCAGUCGCAAUAACGGCUUAAUCAUUCCUCACCGUGGACGACCGACAUCAAGCGCUAUAACCUCACCAUCUGAAACACUUCAUUAGACAAACACAUAUUUAUAAAACGACACUUUUUAUCGUUCUAGUGAUUUUUGGUGGAUUUUAAUAAGUGUGAAGCGGUGAAGUCCACCCCGGCUGCUCAACACCUUCCGUCACGCAGGACAAACUUCACCGGGCGCACAUCAUACAAACCAUGAAGUACAGCUACUGGAAUCUUUGAAUUGAGUGGAGCAAGUCGAGAGAAGAAAGUCUAGUUUGAAGAAGUGCAAGACAAAAAAGAGGGACAAAAAGCAUAAAGUUCAUUGGUGAAAAAGAGAGUGAAGAAAAGACGGGGACAAUGGGGAGAAAAAAGAUUCAGAUCACACGGAUUAUGGAUGAACGCAACAGACAGGUGACAUUCACAAAGAGAAAGUUUGGCCUUAUGAAGAAAGCCUAUGAGCUGAGCGUGCUGUGUGACUGUGAGAUCGCCCUCAUCAUUUUCAACAGUACCAACAAGCUGUUCCAGUACGCCAGCACAGACAUGGACAAAGUGUUGCUCAAAUACACCGAAUACAAUGAGCCACAUGAGAGCAGGACCAACUCUGAUAUUGUGGAGACAUUAAGAAAGAAGGGUCUAAAUGGUUGUGACAGCCCUGACCCCGACGCAGAUGACUCAGUUGGCCACAGCCCGGAGUCAGAGGACAAGUACCGUAAAAUCAACGACGACAUUGAUCUGCAUAUGAUCAGCAGACAGAGGCUUUGUGCUGUGCCCUCUUCUAACUAUGAGAUGUCCAUUCCCAUGAAUAACCAGAUCUACUCGGGUAACCAUAACCUGCUGCCCUUGGCCCACCAUGGCCUACAGAGAAACAGCAUGUCGCCCGGAGUCACGCACAGACCUCCUAGUGCAGGUGGUCUGAUGGGCGCUGAUCUCUCCACUGGCGCUGGCACCAGUGCUGGUAAGGACGGCAUCCCCUCAUACUACAGAAAUGGCUAUGGAAACCACCGUAACUCUCCUGGACUGCUGGUGUCCUCUGGAGGCAUGAACAAGAGCAUGCAGGCCAAGUCCCCUCCUCCGGUUAACCUGGGCAUGAACAGCCGUAAGCCUGACCUGCGUGUGCUCAUCCCACCUGGCGCCAAGAACAACAUGCCUUCAAAUAAUCAGAGAAUAAACAACUCUCAGUCUGCGCAGUCACUGGCAACUCCUGUGGUUUCUGUAGCGACACCAACUCUACCAGGGCAGGGAAUGGGUGGCUACCCCUCAGCCAUUUCCACCUCAUAUGGUACUGAAUAUUCUCUGAGCAGUGCGGAUCUGUCCUCUAUAUCUGGCUUUAACAGUGCUAACACUCUGCAUCUGGGCUCAAUGAGUGGAUGGCAACAACAUCAGAUACAGAACAUGCAUCACUCUGCUCUCAGUCAACUGGGAAAUUGCUCUAGCACUCACUUAUGUCAGGGUUCAAAUCUCUCCCUGCCCUCUACUCAAAGCCUGCACAUCAAGUCCGAACCUGUUUCUCCUCCUAGAGAUCGCUCCAGCAGCGGCACGCCCGCCGGCUACUGCCCGCUACCGUCCCACCAGCAGCACCAGGGCCCACACCCACAGGGGCUACAGGACUCGGGCCGCUCCCCGGCUGACAGUCUCAGCAGCUGUGGCAGCUCGCAUGAGGGCAGCGAUCGCGAUGAGCACCGUCCCGACUUCCAUUCGCCCUUGGGAUUGGGCCGACCCGGCCUAGACGAGCAAGACAGCCCAUCCAUCAAGCGAGUCCGCCUUUUUUAGAAGGGUGGGCCACAUGAGAUGCGACACCCGUGGAAAGCCCCGUCCUUGAUCUUGACCUCCCCGAUGUGGUUCCAUGGCACCACCUCACUCUCUUUUUCUUUCUGCCGCUGACGAGUCACAAUCAUUACUCCCACCUAUUCUCUGUUUUGCUGUAGAGAGGGGAAGAAUUGCUCUCUAAAUUACCUGUAACUUUUUUUUUAUGUCAGAGUGUGUCUCAUAUACAUAUUGUGAUUGAUGGGUCUAUGGGAGGGAAAAGGGAAGAAGAUCUCUAGUACAACAGGGUUGGGGAGGGCUUAGUG
Messenger RNA from Xyrauchen texanus (razorback sucker), 2202 nucleotides. It is a transcript of the gene mef2cb, whose product is annotated as myocyte enhancer factor 2cb. Gene Ontology annotation, molecular function: protein dimerization activity; DNA-binding transcription factor activity, RNA polymerase II-specific; RNA polymerase II cis-regulatory region sequence-specific DNA binding. The record is from RefSeq and is a predicted model, not a curated record. Bases 491 to 1903 code for a protein of 470 amino acids. Gene Ontology annotation, biological process: positive regulation of transcription by RNA polymerase II; cell differentiation. The transcript has 10 exons. NCBI's taxonomy places the organism in Eukaryota, Metazoa, Chordata, Actinopteri, Cypriniformes, Catostomidae.